GUUCCAGGUGGUAUUUCAUUUGUUAGUAGAGACAGGGAAGGGGAAAAUCAUCUUAUCCACAUAUUACACCUGAAUUCUGGUUACCAGUCCUGUGUGGGGACUCUGGUUGCCCCUCAGUGGGUGUUGACGGCAGCACACUGCUUCUUACCGGAUCUCCAGGUGAUCUUUCAUGGUGGUUCCCGAAAUUCUCAAGUCUUUCCUGGGGAGAUUCUACCUUAUGAAGAGAUCAUCAUUCACCCAAACUUCACUGUCACUUCUCCUAAAAAUGACCUAAUGCUGAUAAAGUUGUCUAUAUCUCUCACCUUCUUCUCCAGCCAGAUUUUUCAGUUGCCUACUCUCAAGAAGAAUCCAAUUAAAGAUUGCUUGAUUCACACCUGGUUACAGAAUGAAUUUGGACAUCGACACGGUAAUGUGCACAGCAUUAAGGCUCAAAUAAAUUCUGAUUUAAACUGCAAAAUAUUCCUGGGUGAAAAAUUCCUUGAAGACUUUUUCUGUUUCGGAGACAUACUAGGAAGCAAAGAGCAGUGCCAGGUGGUCACAGCUGCACCAGCCAUAUGUGGCAGGGAAUUACAAGGAAUUAUGUCUUGGGCAAACGGAUGUAUUCUGACAGGACACAGUGUUGUUUUCACUGACCUCUACAGCUAUACUCCAUGGAUCAACAGCAUUAUUUCUACAAAACAAGCUGAUAUAGAGCUCCACUGACACCCUUAAUUACCAGCUUAUCCACGGCAACCACAUUAUGUAUGUUAGUCUCAGUCUUUUCUGGAAUCUAGGCUCAACUGGAAUUUCAAAAGAGAUCAGUGAUGACUCCUGGGUGUUGACAUGACACUAGUUUCUUU
Molecule: messenger RNA, 839 nt
Organism: Equus quagga
Lineage: Eukaryota; Metazoa; Chordata; Mammalia; Perissodactyla; Equidae
Product: probable inactive serine protease 58
Exons: 4
Biological process (GO): proteolysis
Molecular function (GO): serine-type endopeptidase activity
Source: RefSeq, a predicted model, not a curated record